GCCAUUAGAGGCAGGGAAAGGUCGGUGUGCAGGGUGACAUAAUUUGACAUGGGUACACAUCCCUCUCCAUCACGAUUAUUUCGUUAAUUCAUUGCAAACUGUUGAGCCGUGUUUUUGUCAUGCUUCAUGCAAAGUAUAUUGAUGUUUGAGUGGAGUAGUGUUUACUGUGAGACGGAAGAUCAUGCAGUCGUGAAGGUCGUCACGAUCCUCAGACAUGAACAUAUAAUUUCGUGAUAAUAAAUUAUGGAGGGAAGAUUCACAUUGAUAGUGUUGACAACAUUUAGCUUGGAGUCGUCCUAACUGCAAACAAUACUGCAUAUGAAGCCUGAGUGCGUCAAAUAUACGAGGAAAUUGUAGAGAUUUGCUGUUGUCACAGAGUGAAGCAGUGUUGUCAACAUGAGCAAGGCUUGGCUGAUAGAGGAACCUGCUACACUCUGACUGAAUUCUAGGUAAUUAAGGUAUUGGAUGAGGAUUAACCUGCCGUGAUGAACCAGAGCCAGGUGUCAGAGUCCCUCAGGCAAUACCUGACAGUCAGUGAUGGGGGCAGGCAGGUGCUCUAUGUUCCCGAGGGCUCGUACAAGGGAUGGAUUCCCCGAGCUCUGUACACAUUUGAUUUGGACGAGCUGUACCUUCCUUUCCUGAAGCUCCUGUCUUUCCCAGUAGGACAUCAUGCCCUAGGUACACUGAAGGAUAUGUUGGUGUUCCAGGCCAUUGGGAAUUACCUAAUCAAAUUGCCUUCCUCAUUUGCUGAAUGUACAAAGCUGGUGCAUCUGAACCUAGGAUUUAACCAUUUUGUUGAAAUUCCUCAUGCUAUAUACAGCCUGGUGAAUCUUGAGGAGUUGGACUUGGCAGAGAAUGACAUUCAAUCAAUGUCUGAAGACAUCGGUAAUCUUGGAAACCUGCGUGUAUUGAACCUCAGUGGAAACAACCUACAAAAUGUCCCAGUGCAAUUAUAUAGAUGUAAGAAAAUUCAGAGACUAUACAUGUCUGGCAAGUUUUACCCCAGAGGACAGCUAAAGAUUGUUCCAGAGGGGGUGUAUCGCCUCUCUGAACUGCUGGAACUGGACAUGAGUUGGCAGUCUAUAGAAACUAUACCAGAUGGAAUUGGUAAUCUCCACAAGUUGAGAAGUUUCAAUCUGAAGGGCAACAGCCUUAUCUAUGUAUCAAAAGACAUUCAGUAUUGUAGGAAACUUCACACACUUAAUCUUACUGGAGCGCUAAGGUAUUGCUCAGUUGUACCCAGUGCAAUAUUCAUGAUUGAGGAGCUUCAGUGUCUGUAUCUAAGUGGCAACUAUUUUACUGAGAUCCCCAGUGAGGUAUGUGGUUUGAAGAAACUCAAAACACUGCAUAUCCAGAGGAAUGCAUUGUUAAGACUCCCUGAAGAACUUUUUAAUUUAAAGAACCUAGAGCAUAUAGACCUAAGUGAGAAUUACAUAGACAAUAUUCCUCCUGGUAUAUCUAAGCUACAUAGGCUGUUCUACCUUGGUCUUGAAAGAAACAAAUUAACUUCGAUUCCAAAAGAGUUGUGCAAUUGUAGGAGCCUGCAACAUCUGUUGCUGGGUUCAAAUCAGCUGACCAAUAUUCCUGAGAAAAUCUGCAAGUUGAUGAACCUGACAGAGCUGACCCUUGAUAACAACCAACUCACUGAGAUUCCUCUGUUGUUGGACAACCUGCAGGGGCUGCUGCAGUCAGGAGUUUUGUAUCUGUACAACAACAACCUGAAGAAACCACCACAGGCAAUCUGUGAUCAAGGAGUUGUCCCACUCUUUCAUUUCUUGAAAGAGUUAAGGAUCAGUGAGGCUAAGCACAGAAGAAAGAUGAUACUCAUUGGAGCAGUGAAAGCAGGGAAAACAAGUUUGAAACACGCGCUGGUUCUGGGUCAUUCCAAGCUGACCCUAGAGCAUGAACGGACAUGGGUACUUGAACGACAUUUAUGGGAACCUGAGUCACAGCUGAGAGUUCAGAUUCUGGACUUUGGUGGACAUCAUAUCUAUUCGGCAGCGCACCACAUGUUUCUUACGCCAGAAGCCUUACAUGUUCUGGUCUUUGAUUUUACUAAGUACAACAUGGACUUGUAUGAUGCAUUGAUUGGGGACUGGCUGGAUGCUAUCAUGGACAGAGCACCUGGGGCAACCAUCAUGGCAGCAGGAACUCAUGCUGAUCUGUGCAGUGAUGAAGACAUCAAUGACAAAACUGAAGAUAUCCUGCGGAAGAUGCAUCGAGAUGAGAAUGCAAAGAUUGAAGAGCUGACACAGGAGAUUGAGAAGAUGAGGAAGAUCCUUGAGAAGCCUGAAGUCAAGGAUGGAGGAGGAGGAAAGUUCAGUGAUAUUGGAAUUGAACGUCUUCAGGAAAAGAUGUACCAUAUGCAGAAGAUGCUGAACACCAGGUCCAAGCUGCCAAGUUGUAUCUUUGCUGUCAGCUGUGCUGAAGAUUUACUAGGUAUGGAAGGAUUUAAAGAAAAUCUCAUAACUCGGUUGAAGGAGACUGAAGAGAAACCUUUACCUGAAUCUUGGCACAAGUUCCUUUUGUCUAUUCAAAAUCAUCCAGAUAGGAUUUUGCCCUUAGAAGAAGCUCUGGACAAAUUCAUGAACAUCAUGUCUUCUUUGAAUCAGUCAAUGAUAAGCCUAGGAGGCUCACCUGAUCUCAGUCUAGGCAUGGUCCUCAAGUACCUCCAUUCCACAGGGGAGAUUGUUUGGUACCAUGAAAAUCAGAAGCUCAAAAGUAUAGUCUUUCAUCGACCAGAAACACUGAUUGAAAUGCUGAGGGCAGUAUUUAGACAUGACUUUGAAGAAAUAGUCGUCUAUGUUGAGGAACAUGGCAAAGCUGCAGGUCUGUCACCGAACAAAUUUGAUAUUCUUAAACAAGACUUUAUCAGAAAGGGUUUAAUGGCAUAUGAACUUCUCCACUACACACUGUGUCAUUUCCAGCUGUCUGCUGAUGCACUAGAUACCUUUGUGUCACUGAUGCUUAAGUUUGAACUUUGCUAUGAGGUUCCUAAAUCACCUUCUGCACCCUCCUUGAUUGGGUCCUCCCGGAUUCUCCAGUUCCCUUGGUUUUUCCCAGCAGAGGUUCCAGAUUCGCUUGCUACAAGAUGGCCAGCAGUCACGCCGCCUAACCAGUUUGAACUUCGUUACACCUUGUCCUUCCCGAGCAAAGGUCCACCUUACUUCUUUGAAAAGUUCUCUGUACGACUUCAGACCCAUGUUUCCGAUCGCAUCAACUGGAAGUUUGGCAUUCUUGCGCGGAAAAAUCUCAGCAGGUUGUUGAUACGUAAAGAGCGAAUCUUUGAGCAGGAUGUGGUUACCUUGGCCUUCAGGGGGACUGACCUUCAGGAGCUGUGGCAGCUUGUGAUACAGACACGGUCCGAUCUGCUUGGUCUCCUCCAGGAGUGGCCAUUCAUCCGGUUUGAGCUGCUGCUGGUGUGCUCCCACUGUAUCCUCAAGAACUGUGAUGAUCCCUACCUGUUCCCAGGAGAGGUCCUGGAGUUCACAGUGCCCAAGGACACUGUGUGGGAGAACUGGUGCCGAAAACACGAGGAUGAACUGAUGCCGGCAUGCUUUGUCUACCCUCUUGAUCCAGACUACCAGGAUGACCUGCCUCGUCACAUGCAGGCUGCUACAGAGUUCCUGCAGAACUGUGGUGAUACAGUGGAUGGGGGAGGUUUACUGUCUGAUGCUGGCCUGGGCUACAUUGCAUCUCGUCUGGGCUUUGAAUGGACACUGAUAGCCCUACAACUUGGUCUGAGUCAGGCUCAGAUUGAACAGAUCCAGAUGAAGCACCCACAGAGGCCCUACCACCAGAUACACGAGGCUUUGUCCACAUGGAGGAAUAGGGAGAACGUGGGCAGUGUGGAGGACAGGCUGGCCCAGCUGCUCACUGUGCUGGAGAGCGAGGAGAUCGGCCGCAAUGACUUAGCUGAGACUCUCAGAGAACGUUUUCAUCUAUGAACUCCACAAUGGCUAGAAUAGAAACAAUCUCCUCAAGUCGUCUGUUGUACUAGGAUCGCAAUACUUAUCCGGGUUUCUGUUACAAGGAUAAGGAGAUAACAGUAUUCCUCAUAAUCCUAGAUUUGAUAGAGUUUUAUGCCAAACUAGCAUGUAUCACUGCCCUGAUGAAAGUUCUGUGAGACUG
This is a messenger RNA of Haliotis rufescens (red abalone), 4131 nucleotides long. Its product is annotated as malignant fibrous histiocytoma-amplified sequence 1 homolog. NCBI's taxonomy places the organism in Eukaryota, Metazoa, Mollusca, Gastropoda, Lepetellida, Haliotidae. The record is from RefSeq and is a predicted model, not a curated record. The coding region runs from base 486 to 3947 and encodes 1153 amino acids. Gene Ontology annotation, molecular function: protein binding. The transcript has 5 exons. Gene Ontology annotation, biological process: signal transduction.